AUGUUUAGCAGUAAAACGCAACUAAAAAAGAGGACACCAGAAAAUGGAACGGAUCGCGAAAGUUACUUAUCACUUUUAGUGGAUGAAUACAUUAAUUCUUCAUCGUUUGAUGCCAAACAACAAGUUUUAGCAAAUCUUGCUAACUUUGCUUACGACCCAAUAAACUACGGCUUUAUAAGAAAUGUCGGUGUCUUGGAUAUAUUUAUCCAUGUGCUGAAGAAUGAAAACAACGGUAAACUGCUCCAUUUUGCCACAGCAGGAAUCUGCAACUUGUGUAUAGAUCCGGAGAAUGUUGAUUAUUUAGUGAAUAAUGGAGCGAUUGAACGUAUUUCCAUUCUACUCAACUCUAAUCAUGAAGAAACAUUAGCUGAUGUUAUCACAAUAUUUAUUUAUUUAUACGACAGUCAUGCAAAAGAUAAAAUACAUGACAUAAAAACAGUUAAUACUAUUGAAGCACUUAUUAAAUCAGAAAAUCAAAUUAUAUCUAAUUUAGCAUCUAUAUUUUUAGAAAAUAUAAAAAAAGUUUCUAAACCAUAA
This is a messenger RNA of Danaus chrysippus (African queen), 537 nucleotides long. NCBI's taxonomy places the organism in Eukaryota, Metazoa, Arthropoda, Insecta, Lepidoptera, Nymphalidae. The record is from the annotation of a GenBank genome assembly.